This is a messenger RNA of Sphenostylis stenocarpa, 1170 nucleotides long. The record is from the annotation of a GenBank genome assembly. Lineage: Eukaryota; Viridiplantae; Streptophyta; Magnoliopsida; Fabales; Fabaceae.
AUGGUGAGUGUAUCUGAGAUCCGCCAGGCUCAAAGGGCAGAAGGCCCCGCAACCAUCCUUGCCAUUGGAACUGCAACCCCACCAAACUGUGUUGAUCAGAGCACCUAUCCCGAUUACUACUUCAGAAUCACUAACAGUGAGCACAUGACCGAGCUCAAAGAGAAAUUCCAGCGCAUGUGCGACAAGUCCAUGAUCAAGAAGAGAUACAUGCACCUAACCGAGGAGCUCUUGAAGGAGAACCCUAACAUGUGUGCUUACAUGGCACCUUCUUUGGAUGCCAGACAAGACAUGGUGGUGGUGGAGGUACCAAAGCUGGGGAAAGAGGCUGCAGUGAAGGCAAUAAAAGAGUGGGGGCAGCCAAAGUCCAAGAUCACACACUUGAUCUUUUGCACCACCAGUGGUGUGGACAUGCCUGGUUGUGAUUACCAACUCACCAAACUCUUGGGACUUCGCCCCUACGUGAAGAGGUACAUGAUGUACCAACAAGGGUGCUUCGCAGGUGGCACGGUUCUUCGGUUGGCAAAGGAUUUGGCCGAGAACAACAGGGGUGCGCGUGUGCUUGUUGUGUGUUCUGAGAUCACUGCAGUCACAUUCCGUGGGCCAAGUGAGAGUCACCUGGACAGUCUUGUGGGACAGGCACUGUUUGGAGAUGGAGCAGCUGCAGUGAUUGUUGGUUCUGACCCAAUUCCACAGAUUGAGAAGCCUCUGUUCGAGCUGGUUUGGACUGCACAGACCAUUGCUCCAGACAGCGAUGGUGCUAUUGAUGGGCACCUUCGUGAAGUUGGACUGACGUUUCACCUGCUUAAGGAUGUUCCUGGGAUUGUGUCAAAGAACAUUGGGAAGGCACUCUCAGAGGCCUUCAACCCGUUGAACAUCUCUGAUUACAACUCCAUCUUCUGGAUUGCACACCCUGGUGGGCCUGCAAUUCUUGACCAAGUUGAGGAAAAGGUUGGUCUGAAACCUGAAAAGAUGAAGGCCACUAGAGAUGUGCUUAGUGAGUAUGGGAACAUGUCAAGUGCAUGUGUGCUUUUCAUCUUGGAUGAGAUGAGGAGGAAAUCAGCUGAAAAUGGACUUCAAACCACUGGUGAAGGACUUGAAUGGGGCGUCUUGUUUGGCUUUGGACCUGGCCUUACCAUCGAGACUGUCGUUCUCCACAGUGUCGCCAUAUAA